Pleuronectes platessa (European plaice) is the source of this 3234-nucleotide messenger RNA. It is a transcript of the gene aldh1l1, whose product is annotated as aldehyde dehydrogenase 1 family, member L1. Gene Ontology annotation, cellular component: cytoplasm. Lineage: Eukaryota; Metazoa; Chordata; Actinopteri; Pleuronectiformes; Pleuronectidae. The transcript is spliced from 23 exons. Bases 120 to 2828 code for a protein of 902 amino acids. The record is from RefSeq and is a predicted model, not a curated record. Gene Ontology annotation, biological process: 10-formyltetrahydrofolate catabolic process; one-carbon metabolic process; biosynthetic process. Gene Ontology annotation, molecular function: formyltetrahydrofolate dehydrogenase activity; aldehyde dehydrogenase (NAD+) activity.
CUGCAGGUGACGUAAUAGGGCUGCUUGCAUGGGUGGCUGAGAGUGCAAAUGAAAAAGCACCGGUGCGCGACCACUUGCUCUUUUCAAGCGAGCACAGAAGAAGGAGGUGAGCAGUGAAGAUGAAGAUUGCAGUGAUUGGUCAGAGCCUGUUCGGCCAGGAGGUGUACAAGGAGCUGAGGAAGGAGGGCCACACCAUCGUAGGAGUGUUCACCAUCCCUGACAAGGACGGCAAGGCUGACCCACUGGGCACUGAGGCGGAGAAGGAUGGUGUAGCUGUGUUCAAGUUCCCUCGCUGGCGCGUGAAGGGCCAGGCCAUCCCCGAGGUGGUGGCUCAGUACAAGGCAACGGGUGCUGAGCUAAACGUCCUGCCCUUCUGCUCCCAGUUCAUCCCCAUGGAGGUCAUCGACCACCCCAAACACGGCUCCAUCAUCUACCACCCCUCCCUGCUGCCUCUCCACAGGGGGGCCUCUGCUAUCAACUGGACCCUGAUCCACGGGGACAAAAAGGGCGGGUUCACAGUGUUCUGGGCUGAUGACGGACUGGAUACCGGACCAAUCCUGCUGCAGAGGGAGUGUGAUGUUGAACCCAAUGACACUGUCAACACUAUCUACAAGAGGUUCCUUUUUCCAGAGGGAAUCAAGGGCACAGUGGACGCAGUGAGGCUGAUUGCAGAAGGGAAGGCCCCGAGGAUCACUCAGCCACAGGAGGGAGCCACGUACGAGUGCAUCCAGAAGAAAGACAACGCUAAGAUUGACUGGAGCCAGACGGCUGAGGCUCUCCACAACUGGAUCAGAGGAAACGACAAAGUGCCAGGUGCCUGGGCAGAGGUGGAUGGACAGAAAGUGACCUUCUACGGCUCCUCUUUGGUGGAUGCAGGCACCAAAAUGGACGGUCAGUCCCUGGAGAUUGCCGGAGCCAGCCGACCUGGCGUGAUCACCAAAGCAGGCCUGGUGCUGUUUGGCAACGAUGGCAAGGCACUCAUGGUGAAGAAUCUGCAGUUUGAGGAUGGGAAGAUGAUCGCUGCAGCACAGUACUUCAGCUCAGGGAGCAGCGCUGCUGUGGAGCUCACAGAGGAGGAGAAGACCUUUGCUGAGCAGAUGAGGGCAGUGUGGCAGAGCAUUCUGAGCAAUGUGAGUCACAUUGAAGAGUCCACUGAUUUCUUCAAGUCUGGCGCUACUUCCAUGGAUGUGGUCAGGCUCGUAGAAGAGGUGAAGCUGCGGACCAGCAGCUGCCAGCUGCAGAAUGAGGACAUCUACAUGAACACCACAUACCACGAUUUCAUCCAGAUGUGUGUCAGGAAGCUCAGAGGGGAGGAUGGUGAAGAGGAGCUGGUCGUUGAUCAUGUAGAAAAGGACAUAAACCAUAUGACCAUAAAAAUGCCUCAUCAGCUGUUCAUCAAUGGAGAGUUUGUUGAUGCUGAGGGAGGAAAGACCUACAAGACCAUCAACCCGACUGACGGCACAGUCAUCUGUGAAGUGUCUCUGGCCCAGAUAAGUGAUGUGGACAAGUCUGUGGCUGCGGCUAAAGAGGCGUUUGAGGAGGGAGAGUGGGGCAAAAUGAACCCAAGAGACAGAGGGAGACUCAUCUACAAGCUGGCUGACCUCAUGGAGCAGCACCAGGAGGAACUGGCCACCAUUGAAGCCAUCGACUCAGGAGCUGUUUACACGCUGGCCCUCAAGACUCACGUGGGCAUGUCCAUCCAGACCUUCCGCUACUUUGCUGGCUGGUGUGACAAGAUCCAAGGCAGCACCAUCCCCAUCAACCAGGCCAGACCCAAUCGUAACCUCACCUUUACCAAGAAGGAGCCAAUAGGAGUGUGUGCCAUUGUGAUUCCCUGGAACUACCCUCUGAUGAUGUUGGCCUGGAAGACGGCCGCCUGCCUGGCAGCUGGAAACACUAUCGUCCUCAAACCUGCUCAGGUGACUCCGCUCACAGCGCUGAAGUUUGCCGAGUUGGCAGCAAGGGCAGGACUGCCCAAGGGUGUCAUUAACAUUCUGCCUGGUGCAGGCGCUCUGGUGGGUCAGCGUCUGUCUGACCAUCCUGAUGUCCGCAAACUGGGCUUCACGGGUUCCACUGAGAUCGGUAAACACAUCAUGAAGAGUUGUGCAGUCAGUAACGUGAAGAAAGUCUCUCUGGAGCUCGGAGGAAAAUCCCCACUCAUCAUCUUCAGUGACUGUGACAUGGACAAGGCUGUGCGCAUGGGCAUGAGUUCCGUAUUCUUCAACAAGGGGGAGAACUGCAUCGCAGCCGGCAGACUGUUUGUAGAAGACACCAUUCAUGACCAGUUUGUAAAAAAAGUGGUUGAGGAGGUGAAUAAGAUGAAGAUUGGUGAUCCACUGGACCGAUCCACUGACCACGGCCCUCAGAACCACAAAGCCCACCUGGACAAACUGGUGGAGUUCUGUCAGACCGGUGUGAAGGAGGGAGCCACCCUGAUCUGUGGCAGCAAGCAGAUACAGCGACCAGGUUUCUUCUUUGAACCCACGGUGUUCACUGACGUUCAAGACCACAUGUACAUCGCAAAAGAGGAGUCAUUUGGACCCGUCAUGAUCAUUUCCAAGUUCAAGGGCGAUGAUGUGGACGAUGUCCUGAGAAGGGCCAACGCCACAGAGUACGGCCUGGCGUCGGGUGUUUUCACACGAGACAUCAGCAAAGCUCUGUACGUCAGUGACAAGCUCAAUGCCGGCACAGUAUUUGUCAACACCUACAACAAGACUGAUGUGGCCUCGCCUUUCGGAGGCUUUAAACAGUCUGGAUUUGGUAAAGACCUGGGUCAAGAUGCUCUCAACGAAUACCUGAAGACAAAGGCAGUGACCAUUGAAUAUUAAACCACAUUAUAGAGGACAUCAGCUUCCUGUGUGCACUGAUUUGUUUGUGGACACUGACAUAAGAGACAUGUGAAGGGAGAUCUGUCACCAGCACUGACCUGUACUCAUGUCUCCAGACUUGUUCCUUCACUAGUGACUAUUGACUGAGUUAAAGUCUUAACAUGCUAAUUGUUCACAUUAACACCUUUUAAUUAAACUGAGCCAUGUGUAAUAUGAAAAUGAAGCAUGCCUCUAGCUAGAUCACGUAACUCCAGAGACUGUUUCACCAUCAAUGUGUCUGAGAAACGAGGUGGCAUUUAAAACAGAUUGUAUGCAUUUGUAAUAUGGCUUACAUUAGGUCAGAAGAGUUUCAAGAAAUGUAACAUUUCUAAUCAUGUUUGCUUAUCAAUGAAAACUGCUGAGCACA